GCUGGGGAGCCCCAGUCUGGCCGGAGUUGGCUGGAGCUGUUGCCAUGACAAGCAUUUUCUUAAGACAGCUCUGCUGUUGAGUCGGUCCUAGGCUGGGGGUGGGGUGGGGGCACGAACUUCUUGGGGGUCCAUCCCUCCGAAGACAGCGAGAUCAGACACCCGCCCAGCUCCCUGCACCCAUUUUCUUCCAGGGAAGGUCCUUCUUCGCAAGGAAGGGUUGGGGAAGAAGACCCAGCCCACUCCCCCCCCGGCUGUAGCUGAAAGGCCAGAGCGCAAAGCCAGCAUCACUAGGUGGUUUGCCACAGUGGGGAGAGCGGUGGGUGGUCACCCCACCCUACUCGGUCGGUCCAUGGAAACGCGCAGGGACGGUCCCGCUCGGAGACACCUGGAUCUUUGCUAGAAAGAGAGAGGCCUAGCCAUCAUCGUUAUCCAGGGAGCCCUCCUCUUUCUGCUGACGCCACCCUACCAUCGAAAUUGCUGGUUGUUGCUAAGGUUGCCCCCAUGGUAACAUGCCUAUCCUGUUUCCACUUCUAUAUGAACAAGUAGUCUAAACUAGGAACCUACGUACUGUGGACAACCGUUUCCGUCUCUACCCAGAGGACACCGAUCAUCGUGACACUACGUCCGUCUUCUACUAAGUUCCCCCAACCUCUUCCUCCUCUCACUAGUAGACUUAAUACAGAAGAAAGGAUCUCUAGGCCUGGUGUUGCUACUCUGAAACUUAUUGCACAAGAUAUUGUCAAUUUAUCCCCUAACUGGGCUCCCAGAGAAGAAAAAAGUGGGAAGAAACGAAGAAGAGAAGGCAAGAGACACUGCUCAGUUAGAGGGGAAACUCUACAUCUUCUCUGGUUGAGAGUCUGGUAACCGAAGGCAAAAUGACGCAUCCAUCAAGACAUAACUUGCCGGCCAACUCGGUAGCUGAGAGCUAUGAAGGGGAGUUUGGCUGCACCUUAAUGGACCUGAGGAAGCUCAUGGAGCUUCGUGCAGCUGAUGCAGUGACCCAGAUCAGUGCCCACUAUGGAAGUGUACAAGAAAUCUGCGCUAGACUGAAAACCUCCCCUGUAGAAGGUCUGUCUGGGAACCCUGCAGAUUUGGAGAAGCGUAGACUUGUUUUUGGGAAGAACAUGAUACCUCCGAAAAAGCCCAAGUCGUUCUUAGAAUUAGUGUGGGAAGCCCUGCAGGAUGUCACACUCAUCAUCCUGGAGAUCGCAGCCAUCAUAUCCCUGGUCCUGUCCUUCUACCGGCCUCCUGGCGGGGAAAAUGAAAUCUGUGGCCACGUUGUAAGUAACCCAGAAGAAGAUGAGGAAGGAGAAACUGGCUGGAUUGAAGGGGCAGCCAUUCUUGCCUCGGUGAUCAUUGUGGUAUUCGUGACAGCCUUCAACGACUGGAGCAAAGAGAAGCAGUUCCGGGGGCUGCAGAGUCGCAUUGAACUUGAGCAAAAAUUCUCCAUUAUCCGGAAUGGUCAGCUUAUACAACUCCCAGUGGCUGAGAUUGUGGUGGGAGAUAUUGCCCAGGUCAAAUACGGUGACCUGCUGCCUGCCGACGGAAUCCUACUCCAGGGAAAUGAUCUGAAGAUUGACGAGAGCUCUCUGACAGGAGAAUCAGAUCAUGUCAAGAAGACUUCGGACAAAGACCCCAUGUUGCUCUCAGGGACUCAUGUGAUGGAAGGCUCUGGACGGAUGGUGGUGACUGCUGUGGGAAUCAAUUCCCAGACUGGAAUCAUCUUCACCCUCUUAGGGGCUAAUGAGGAAGAAGACGAUGAAAAAAAGAAGAAAGGUAAAAAACAAGGAGUCUCUGAAAAUCGCAACAAAGCAAAAACCCAGGAUGGAGUGGCCUUGGAAAUCCAGCCACUCAACAGCCAGGAGGGGCUCGAUAGUGAGGAGAAGGAGAAGAAAGCAAGCAAGGGACCCAAGAAGGAGAAGUCGGUCCUGCAGGGCAAGCUCACACGCCUGGCUGUGCAGAUCGGGAAGGCAGGUCUGAUCAUGUCUAUCCUCACAGUCCUCAUCCUGAUUCUAUACUUCGUGGUUGACAAUUUCGUGAUACAGCGCCGGGCAUGGCUUCCUGAGUGCACUCCUGUGUACAUCCAGUAUUUUGUCAAGUUCUUCAUCAUCGGAGUCACUGUACUGGUAGUGGCUGUGCCAGAGGGGCUGCCACUGGCUGUCACCAUCUCGUUGGCCUACUCUGUAAAGAAAAUGAUGAAGGACAACAACUUGGUCCGGCACUUGGACGCCUGUGAGACAAUGGGCAACGCCACAGCCAUCUGCUCUGAUAAGACGGGCACGCUGACCAUGAACCGCAUGACCGUGGUACAAGCUUACGUCGGGGGCACUCACUACCGCCAGAUCCCAAAACCUGACGACCUCCCACCCAACGUUCUGGACCUCAUAGUCAACAGCAUCUGUAUCAACUCUGCUUACACUUCUAAGAUUCUGCCUCCAGAGAAAGAGGGAGGCCUCCCCCGGCAAGUAGGCAACAAGACAGAGUGUGGACUGCUGGGCUUUGUCACAGACCUGAAGCAGGACUACCAAGCAGUUCGCAGUGAGAUGCCCGAGGAGAAGCUCUUCAAGGUGUACACCUUCAACUCAGUGCGCAAGUCCAUGAGCACCGUCAUCAGGAAGCCGGGGGGCUUCCGCGUGUUCAGCAAGGGCUCCCGAGAUAAUGCUGCAAGUGAGUGUGAUCGGAUCCUGAACAAAGAAGGAGGAAUUGUACCAUUCAAAUCUAAGGACCGAGAUAAUAUGGUACGCAACGUCAUUGAGCCCAUGGCCAGUGAAGGACUCCGGACCAUCGGCAUAGCUUACCGAGAUUUUGAUGGUGAAGAGCCCUCGUGGGAAAAUGAGAAUGAGAUCCUCACUGGGCUGAUCUGCAUUGCAGUGGUGGGCAUUGAGGACCCUGUGCGCCCAGAGGUACCAGAUGCAAUUAACAAGUGCAAACGGGCUGGCAUUACUGUCAGGAUGGUGACAGGUGACAACGUCAACACAGCCAGGGCCAUCGCCACCAAAUGUGGCAUCUUGACUCCUGGUGAUGACUUCCUGUGUCUGGAAGGGAAAGAAUUCAACAGACUCAUACGCAAUGAGAAGGGUGAGGUCGAACAAGAAAAGCUGGACAAGAUCUGGCCCAGGCUUCGGGUACUGGCACGAUCUUCUCCCACGGACAAGCACACAUUGGUGAAAGGUAUCAUUGACAGCAAUAUUGGGGAACAGAGGCAGGUGGUGGCUGUCACCGGUGAUGGAACCAAUGAUGGACCGGCUCUAAAGAAAGCAGAUGUCGGUUUUGCUAUGGGCAUUGCAGGCACAGAUGUGGCUAAGGAGGCAUCAGACAUCAUCCUGACUGAUGACAACUUCACCAGCAUUGUGAAGGCAGUGAUGUGGGGCCGGAAUGUAUACGACAGCAUUUCCAAGUUCCUGCAGUUCCAGCUCACUGUCAACGUGGUGGCCGUGAUUGUGGCUUUCUCUGGAGCCUGCAUCACUCAGGAUUCCCCACUGAAAGCGGUGCAGAUGCUGUGGGUGAACCUGAUCAUGGACACGUUUGCUUCUCUGGCCCUGGCCACAGAGCCCCCGACCGAUUCCCUGCUGAGGCGUCGCCCCUAUGGGCGAAACAAGCCCCUGAUCUCUCGCACAAUGAUGAAGAACAUCCUAGGCCACGCGGUGUAUCAGCUCGGAAUCGUCUUCCUCCUCGUCUUUGCUGGCGACAAACUGUUUGACAUUGACAGUGGGAGGAAGGCGCCUCUCAAUUCACCACCCAGCCAGCACUACACCAUUGUUUUCAACACGUUUGUGCUGAUGCAACUCUUCAACGAGAUCAACUCUCGGAAGAUCCAUGGCGAGAAGAAUGUCUUUGCAGGUGUCUACCGCAACAUCAUUUUCUGCUCUGUUGUUUUAGGCACGUUCUUCUGCCAGAUCUUGAUUGUGGAAGUGGGAGGUAAGCCCUUCAGCUGCACAAACCUCACCAUGGAGCAGUGGAUGUGGUGUCUCUUUAUAGGGAUCGGAGAACUUUUGUGGGGCCAGGUCAUCUCUGCAAUACCUACCAAGUCUCUAAAGUUCCUGAAAGAGGCGGGCCAUGGCAGUGACAAGGAAGAGAUCAGCAAGGACACUGAGGGGCUGGAAGAGAUCGACCAUGCCGAGAUGGAGCUUCGCCGAGGCCAGAUCCUCUGGGUCCGGGGCCUGAACCGGAUUCAGACUCAGAUCAGAGUGGUCAAAGUAUUUCAUAGUUUCCGAGACGUCAUUCAUAAAUCCAAGAACCAGGUCUCCAUCCACAGCUUCAUGACCCAACCUGAGUACGCCGCAGACGAUGAAAUGCCACAGUCCUUCCUGAAUCAAGAGGAAAGUCCUUCGUUGGCUUCUAAGUCGGGGAUGACCAAGCGCCUGCCGGAUGCCGAAACUGUUCCACAGAACAACACGAAUAACAAUGCCGUGGACUGCCACCAAGUGCAAAUCGUUGCCUCCCAUCCAGACAGCCCUCUACAAAGCCAGGAGACCCCGGUCUGAACGUCCAUCCUCUGAGUCCCGUCCCUGCUCUCCCCUUUUUGUCUUCAUCUGUCCUAUCUGUAUGUGAUGGUGGGACUUGUCAUUGUUCGUCAGCUGCUCCUAAGCGUGUGAGAACCCCCACCUGACCAUGAAGAAGCACAGACCUACAUGGAUUCGGUCAGACCUUGGGCAGGUAACAGUAGCUCCGCUCCCCAGGCGUACCAGUUGUCAUUUUAAAGAAGUAGUGACAAUCCUCUUGGCAUCGCCCAACCCAAAGUCUCCCCAGCAUCCCCCACACAUGCCACCACCCCCUUCUGACUUGGAGAUUUCACAAGCUAAGUCGUGGGCUCAGUGAGAGACAAACGCCCCAUGUUCGCGUUUCAGUAGAGUGACUAUCCUUAAAAUGUUCUUUCCUAUUUUGAAAAUGUGCACACUAAGGCCUCUAGCUCUUUCUGCCCUUCAGUCUGACGUCCCCCAAGGUUCUUUGGAUCUCACCUGACCCUUACCAUCUUUUCUUUCAUCCACUCCUCCCACUCUCUUUAUGUUGUGGUAAUUACAAGAAUGGAAAGGGCAUGGCCAAACUGAGUCAAUUUGACCCUAACUGGCCCCAGUAGAACCUUUCAUUUUGUUCCAGAGGCAGGCAGAUUUCUUUUCUAAAAUGGUCUUUUUGGAGCAAAUGAGCUAGUGAAAUAUUUCCCUAAUCUUACCAGGUCAGCACCAACUUCUGAAUGUCUUCUUGGGUGGAUAGGAGUUUUUAAGUGCCAGGGAAAUCAGCCAUGACCAUAGGCCUGAGCUUCCUUCUUGCCUGGGGUGGUAGCAAAGAGUGAGGGGGCCAUGACCCUGCCUUCCAGCUGCUCGAGGAGUUUCAGGAUCAACAUGGGGCAGGCCUAGGACCAGAAGUCACUGAAGCAGACUACUUUCAAGGGUAUUUGUUUGCCAAGGCUCUCCCAGAGCAGGAGCUUCCUUCUGUCGUGGGAGGCGAGGAUGAGUGUUAAGAAGCCUUGGGAAGGACUAAAGCGCCAGUCCUUCAGGAGCUACACUUUGUUGUGUCCCACAACAUUUUCCGUCUCUAAGGAGGUCCCCAACUUUUGCAAACAUUCUAACGUUGAAGAGAGGAGGCGCCCAAACAGCAUGCUGAGUCAAGGGGCUAAAGGCCCUCCCUGGAAAGCUUCCUGCCCCCACCCCCAACCUCUCUGUCUUCACAUACCCUCCUCCAGGGUCUGUCUCCACUGCUGCCUGGGAAAGUCUGUGCCUUUCUGCCCUGAACACUGCCCAGAGCACCCUCUGCCCAGCAGCCUCCCGGAGCCGGGAACUUCACCCAAAGGGACUUUGCCUUACUGGGAUGAGGAGGAGGCACAGGUGCUCCAUGUGUAUCUCGGCUGGCUGAUUUAAGCAUGUCUGUGCAGUGGGUCGAAUCCAUGUCCCCAAGUCCCAUCCACUGUUGGGUUAGUGAAGCCUGCCUCCCUCUUUCUAGGGUGAUGAGAAUAAGAGGGCGAGUGAGGCUCCUGAAAACAGCCU
Rattus rattus (black rat) is the source of this 5981-nucleotide messenger RNA. It is a transcript of the gene Atp2b4, whose product is annotated as ATPase plasma membrane Ca2+ transporting 4. NCBI's taxonomy places the organism in Eukaryota, Metazoa, Chordata, Mammalia, Rodentia, Muridae. Gene Ontology annotation, cellular component: membrane; intracellular membrane-bounded organelle. Gene Ontology annotation, biological process: calcium ion transmembrane transport; regulation of cytosolic calcium ion concentration. The record is from RefSeq and is a predicted model, not a curated record. Gene Ontology annotation, molecular function: P-type calcium transporter activity; ATP hydrolysis activity; PDZ domain binding.